AUGCAUUGCUUCUUCCCCAAGAAGCACAAGAACCACAGGAUCGUCCUGUGGUUGAUGGCUGGUGAAUUUCCGAUCACCAUCGUAAUGCUCACAUUAACGGGUAUCGCUUCACACAAUCUAUACCGGACGUUAUUAUGGCAGGAUGGCGCAGACAACGGAUUCAACAGUGCUCCCAAUGAGGCAUUAUAUGCGGCUGCAAAUUACAGACCGUUCACAGCCCCAAUGGUCUGGUCUUCAUUUAUCACCAACUAUAAUCUUGUGCUCGGCGUUCUGAGCACCUUCUUUUUGAUCACCAAGCUACCGGUUCAUUGGAUGCACCUGUUCUAUCCUCCUGUUGCGGUCGGCGUCCAUGGUUCCCUGAUCAUCCUCUAUCUCGUGUCGGCGAUUUACCAGGGUGGCUCCGACACAUCAGACCCUAGACAUCUCCAAUCGGGGGCACCAUGGUACAUCACAAAAAGCUGCAGUGUGGCUUAUCGCAAAUCCAAUAUUCCCUAUUGCAUGCAAGCCAAAGCGCUGUUUGCUGUCACAAUAAUCCUCAUUAUUUACUAUACAGUGAUCCUCGGCUUCAACAUUCACUCAUGUUUCAUCACACCCGAAGAGCGCGACGAAAUCCUGGAACAGAGGGAAGAACGUCGGAUUGAGAAGGAAUUCGAGGACGAGAUCAUCAAGUCCCCCGGCAUGAUUCCCAUGACUCCUGGCUCAAUGCCCCAAGGGCCCGGGAUGGUGCCUCGUACCCCAGGGAUCCCGCCGAUGGCUGUUGGAGGGGGCAUCUCACCUUUUGCUCCCCGCACCCUGGCCUUUAACCGACUUGGUAAUGGCAGCACCGCCUCUGACUUGCCACUGCGGGACAACCGCGCUCACCAAAGUCAAUACCCGUCUCCGCAAUCUCACGAAGUGAGCCCAGAGAGCGCGACUACUACAUCGCCAAUGUACUUCCCACCACCACCCAAGAAGGCUACUAGGGCUUAA
This is a messenger RNA of Penicillium salamii, 969 nucleotides long. NCBI's taxonomy places the organism in Eukaryota, Fungi, Ascomycota, Eurotiomycetes, Eurotiales, Aspergillaceae. The record is from the annotation of a GenBank genome assembly.